GUUUAGGCAACACCAGUUGAACUUAAAAGGAAACAAAACCAAGAAACAAGACAGCCCCUCUUUCUCUAAUUGUGCAAAGCAACAUUUCCAAGAAUUGUAUAUAACUAUGCGUUUAUGUUUGACAGAGUGUCCUGGGGAUCUGCCCCCGUCUCAAAGAUUCCUAGUCAUGGAAGGAGAAACUUCAUGGGUGAGCCAUUGCUUUAGUAGUAACUCACCAAAUCACAACAUGGAUUUCGACUCAUUCUCGGAUAUCAACAAACUCGAAGCUGAAAACGAAACUCUACCCGUCUCCUUAGACUUAAUCUUACCCGACGACCUCUUGGAACGCAUACUGACCUACCUCCCAAUAUCCAGCAUCUUCCGAGCAGGCUCCGUCUGCAAAAGAUGGCACGAUAUAGUAACAUCAAAAAGGUUCCUAACAAACACUUCCAACGCUUUGUAUUCGCAGAAGAAGCCUUGGUACUUCAUGUUCACCAGCUCAGACGAGCCCAUCGGCUAUGCCUACGACCCCAUCCUCCGUAAAUGGCACAACAUCGAGCUCCCGUGCAUAAACACUUCUAAUCUAUUCAUAGCCUCCUCGUGUGGAUUAGUCUGCUUCAUGGACAAAGACGGCCGAAACGGGCCUUACAUGUGCAACCCGAUUACGAAAUCUUGUAGCGGGCUGAAAAGUCCACCUGGCCCGAAAUUCUCGGACUACGCCUCGCUGGCGGUGUCGGUCGACCGCGUUUCGUUCGAUUACGAGGUCUCGGUCGUUAAGUGCAAGGAGAUUCCCGGGAAUUUUUUCCAGUGGGAUUUGUCGAUAAACGUGUACUCCUCGAGAGAUGCCAUGUGGACGACGGCUUUGAACGAGACGUUAGCGGGCUGGCGGGCCGGGGAAGAGAGUGUGAUUUGCGGCGGGGUUCUAUAUUUCUUGAUCUACUCUGUUGGGCCCGAGGCCCGUCAUGGAGUCCUGGCUUACAAUCUCAGGGCCCGGCCCGCGAGGGGGGCUUUGAUGGGGAGUUUUGUGAAUGUGCCGUGCGCUUUGACGUGCGGGCGUUUGAUGGGCGUUGGGGGGAAGCUUGUGAUGGUGGGGGGAAUUGGGAAGGCUGAUCGAGCGGGUAUUAUUAAGGGGAUAGGUGUGUGGGCCCUGGAAGGGAAGGAGUGGAUGGAAAUGGCGCGGGUCCCGCAUAAGUAUUUCCAGGGAUUUGGUGAGCUGGACGAUGUGUUUGCCAGCAGUGGCACGGAUGAGUUGAUAUAUAUACACAGUUAUGGGUCGCCGAUGCUUCUCGUUUUCGAUGUGGGAUUGAGGCAGUGGAAGUGGUCGCAGAAGUCGCCGGUCGCGAAGAAGUUUCCGCUGCAGCUUUUUACGGGCUUUUGCUUUGAGCCGAGAUUGGAUGUUGUGGCUUAGUUGCUUUGAGGAAAUGAAUCUUUGUGUUGUGUUGUUUUGUUGUUGUCGACGGUGGAGGAAUGGUAUGCGCGGUUUCUUCUGACUCUUAUUAUGACUAUGUGUGUUUUUUUUUUUUGGUCUCUUUUGUUGUCCCUUCUUCUUACAGACGCUUUUGUUGAGAUAAUGGUGAUUAUAAUGAUUUAGGGAGAGGCUAAUAGGUGGUUCACAUCAUAUCAUAUAUGGAGAAUAAUGUUCUUAUUCUUUAUGCUGGAAAUUUGACUUAGAGUUGAAAUGAAUUUUGAGAAGUUGGAAGGAUAUUUGAUCACGGGUUUUUUGUCUUCAGCUUUAAUGUUUAUUUGUGUGCUCUUUCGAAGUUUCGCUAAAGUUCAGCCUUCCAAGAGUACUCUUAUGGUUACUUUCGAACGUGUGAGAAGCAAACACCAGUCCAUUUUUAUUCCGUGUUAUGUUGAAAAAGGAAAAAAGAAUGGUAUUAUGCAUUUGACAUGAAAGUUAUAGUUUUGAAUUUCUGAUUGCUUGUAAACUCAGUAUGUACAUCUAACAAAUUGAAAAUUCA
Messenger RNA from Striga asiatica, 1940 nucleotides. NCBI's taxonomy places the organism in Eukaryota, Viridiplantae, Streptophyta, Magnoliopsida, Lamiales, Orobanchaceae. The record is from the annotation of a GenBank genome assembly.